Molecule: messenger RNA, 173 nt
Organism: Racocetra persica
Lineage: Eukaryota; Fungi; Glomeromycota; Glomeromycetes; Diversisporales; Gigasporaceae
Source: the annotation of a GenBank genome assembly
AUGUCAUCAGAACAUAAACGGGACAAUAUAAAUAACAUUCCCGAUUUUUCUAUCUCUCAAAGUUCGGUUUUACCCUCCGAUUCGAUAAUCGAAAAUACUGAUGAUUCGCAUUUUCAUAAUUAUGAUUACGAUGAUAGUGAUGAUGCAGAAUUAGAACCAUUUGGAUACAAAUU